GUAUACAUAGUCGCUGACUUGGUCAGGUACCUACCGGGUCGAUAGUGACCAACUUUUCUGGUGUAAUUCGAGCAUUGCGCACUCAUCUCAAUCUAAGUAGGCAUUUCGCGACGUUUUAACUGAAGUAAGGAUGCGUUGUUUGUGUUGACUUUAUCGCAGCUAACGCUGCUGCUAUCAACCUGCAUGGUUGUAGGUUUCGUGACAUUUGAUAAAAAAAAUAUAACCGACGACAGGUGGAGAAGGGUUUCGCGCAUCGAUUAGGCGAGGCCCGUAAAUGAGUGACUCUUAUCAGUAAUUAUCGUUAGUUCUUCGUUGGCCGUCGUGGGAUUUGUUCGUGUAGUGCCGAAAGUUACGCGCUUCUUUAGGAAAUUGUGGGUGAAUAUAGUGCAAUAAUUAGGUUUACGCUAGUGAGAUUGUGCUUUUAGUGAAACUAUUUGUGAAAUUCAUAGGAAGUGUAUUUAAAGUAUCGCGAGGAAGUGAAUCUUUGCACCAAAAAAUAGUGAACAAUGGCUCGCGGAGAGGGGAAAGGUGAAAGUGUGGCUAAAUUGGCCAAUCGGAUCGCCGCCAUUAAGUACACGCUGUUUUGUUUCAACAUAGUUGCCUGGAUCAUCGGAGCGGGACUGUUUGCCUUCACGAUCUACAUCCGGGCCGAGCCGGGCUUCGACGAGUGGGUUGCCCUGCUAGAGAUCUACCAGUACUACAUCGGCGUGUACAUUCUGAUCGGUGCCGGUGCACUGGUCAUGAUUUUCUCCUUCCUCGGGUGCUGCAGUGCCCUGAUGGAACACUCGACGGCUCUGUAUGCGUUCAUCGCAACCCAGGUUCUCCUGUUCAUCCUGACCGUAGUCGGUUCGGCCAUUAUUCUCGACUUCUCGACCGUUGACUCCAGCAUCCAGCCACUGAUCCGUCAAACCAUGAUUCGUUUCAUCAUGAGCUCGGAGCACCCGCAUUCGUCGGCCGCACUCAAGUUGAUUCAGGAAAGUAUCGGAUGCUGCGGUGCCGACGGUCCUAACGAUUACAUGGUUCUACGCCAACCGCUUCCACUGGAGUGCCGAGACACCGUAACUGGAAAUGCCUUCUUCCAUGGAUGCGUAGACGAGCUGACCUGGUUCCUGGAGGACAAAUCAAUCUGGGCUGCCAUCAUGGCCAUGAUCCUGUCGGCGAUUCAUACUGCCAACGUCGUUUUGGGUAUCGUCUUGGUACAAGCCCUUAAACGUGAGGAAGAAGCCAUGUACAGACGCUAAACAAGAGUUUCGGUUCUGCUCAACUUCCUGCGGAGGACAAUUUACAAAAAAGCAGCAACAUCCAUCCUUCAAAUUGAACUACAAUUAAGAUUAUGACAGUUUUUCCUCUUCGUUAACUAGGCUAACUUUUAUUAUAUCAACUUUUUUGAUAAUAAACAACCUGUUUUGCCUAAACUAGUUUUAAGAAAAUACUAAUUUACGAAUAAAUAACACGCCAGAGUGAACACUAGCUUUGGA
Topomyia yanbarensis is the source of this 1478-nucleotide messenger RNA. It is a transcript of the gene Tsp2A, whose product is annotated as tetraspanin-2A. The record is from RefSeq and is a predicted model, not a curated record. Gene Ontology annotation, cellular component: membrane. The transcript is spliced from 5 exons. Bases 507 to 1241 code for a protein of 244 amino acids. NCBI's taxonomy places the organism in Eukaryota, Metazoa, Arthropoda, Insecta, Diptera, Culicidae.